Molecule: messenger RNA, 2347 nt
Organism: Dioscorea cayenensis subsp. rotundata (Guinea yam)
Lineage: Eukaryota; Viridiplantae; Streptophyta; Magnoliopsida; Dioscoreales; Dioscoreaceae
Product: mitogen-activated protein kinase kinase kinase 3-like
Exons: 11
Coding region: 17-2215 (732 amino acids)
Biological process (GO): protein phosphorylation
Molecular function (GO): protein kinase activity; ATP binding
Source: RefSeq, a predicted model, not a curated record
ACAAACACCGAGGAAGAUGCGCGCUUUCUCGUCACUGUAUGCGCCCACCUCCAAAAAGCUCUCGCUUUUCACCCCGUCCCUUUGCUUCCAUUCUCCUUCACCUUCGCCUUCUCCUUCCCUUCCUUCCUCCCCCCCUCUCUCUCUCUCUAUCUGGAUCCCCAAAUCGCGUCUGGAGAUGCCAGCAUGGUGGCCAAGCAAAUCGAAAUCCAAAGCCAAGUCCAAAUCGACUCCCAGGAAGAGUAAUCCCAAAGAGGAACUGAAAGCAAGUAGUUUCGAUGGGGUUUCCGUCACCAGAACCCCUCCUCGAGAGCUCUCCCCCGCUGGUGGCGGCGCUGUGGCUCCUCUCUUCUCCUUAGGCUACCGGCUUCCGUUGCCCUGUGAGUUGGCUUCGGCUUCCUCGCUUCAGACCCAUGAUCAAGCUGGGGUUUUGGUUACUGGAUCAAUCUCGGCUUCUAGCUCUACCUCUUAUGCCUCAUCUGAUGAGAACCCGGAACUUGGUUUUUUGAGGCACCCGGAGCUGGCCGGUGCUCCCAAGGAAAAAUUUGUGAAACCUGAGUUGCAGAAACUAGUGCAUGUCCCACAAGAAAGCCAUACAUUCUUGUGUAAUCCAAGUUUGGAGCAUGCCAAAUGUUAUGAGACAUCUGUCUCCCAGAAGAAAGACUUUCCGUUGUACUGUGGUGAUGUGCCUUCUAGCAGUGGAACUGCCUUCACUCAUGGCCAAACUUUUGGGAAUAUAAUUUGUAAUCAAAGAUCAGCAAAUGGUGGUUCUGGAUCAAGAGGGCAUCCAUUUCACACUGCUCCUACAUCGCCUAUUCAUCAGAAAGUUUUCAGCAUGUGUCCUGAAUCUGCAACAGUUUGGCAGGAUGAUAUGAGAUGUGUGCCUCAUCCCCUGCCACUUCCUCCUGGCUCACCUACCUCUUCUUCUUCACAGUGUCUUAGAUCACAUUGGAAGAAGGGAAAGCUGAUUGGAAGGGGAACAUUUGGCCAUGUCUAUCAAGGAUUUAACAGUGGAAGCGGGCAGAUGUGUGCAAUUAAAGAGGUCAGCAUUAUCUGUGACGAUUCAAAUUCAAAAGAAUGCCUAAGGCAACUUAAUCAGGAAAUCACGUUGCUUAGUCAACUCUCACAUCCAAACAUUGUACGAUACUAUGGCAGUGAACUGGUUGACGGCACACUGUCUGUUUAUCUUGAAUAUGUUUCCGGAGGAUCGAUUUAUAAGUUACUUCAGGAAUAUGGGCCUUUCAAGGAGCCUGUAAUACAAAGUUACACUAGGCAGAUUCUUUCUGGUCUUGCCUACUUACACGGAAGGAAUACCAUUCACAGGGACAUUAAAGGGGCUAACAUACUCGUUGAUACUAAUGGAGAAAUCAAGCUUGCUGACUUUGGCAUGGCUAAACAUAUAUCGGCUUACACAUCAAUACGGUCAUUCAAAGGAAGCCCAAACUGGAUGGCUCCUGAGGUUAUCAUGAACAAUUGUGGCUACACUCUUUCUGUGGAUAUAUGGAGCCUUGGAUGUACCAUCCUAGAGAUGGCCACUUCCAAACCUCCUUGGAGCCAGUAUGAAGGGGCAGCUGCAAUAUUUAAAAUUGGAAAUGGCAAAGAUAUACCAGAAAUUCCAGAUCAUUUGUCUGAAGAUGGAAAGAGUUUUCUGAAACUUUGCUUGCAAAGAGACCCAUCGGCCCGUCCAACAGCAGCAAAACUGUUGGAACACCCAUUUGUUCAAGAUCAAACACCCAAAACAGCUUCAAAUUUUAUGUUUAUGAAUACAUUGCCUUCCCGUGAUCGAAACCAUAACCAGGCCACCAGCAACUUGUAUUCAAGACGAAGCAUUUCUCCUCUCCGUGAUAGAGAGUAUUCCAUAGCACAAACUAACGGUUUUUCAUUAGCUUUUAAUGCCAGUGAUCUUGCUAGCAGAUCGAACUUGUCCCUGCCCGUAUCGCCCUGUUCAAGCCCUUUGCGACAAUGCAAACAAUCAAACCGAAGCUAUUUACUGUCUCCUCCUCAUCCAGCUUUCUCGACGGGAGCUAUCAACUACAGCCCGGCUAAUUAUUCACUCUACCCUACAAGACCGACAAGCAAUUUCCUCGACCCAUGGCCUGAAAUUCAUCCACUGAAGUUAUCGUCUACACCCUUUGACACUCCAUUGAAGUCAACGACACCGUUUGACUCUCCUCGCAUGUCAACGACACCUUAUGGCUCACCAAGAAGACAUUUAUAGCACAAAUGAACUCUUGCACUUCUUGUACGAUGAUUUUUCGUCGUGUAUAAUGUAAUAGUUACAUCUCCAGAUCAUGUACAGAAAAAACAAUAUGUUCAAUUUUAUGCGCAGAUAAACCGAAAAUUAUCUCAA